UUGGUCUAAAACCACUUACAUGAGGCUGGACCUUAUUUUUCUAACAAAUUCAAGGAGGACUUUGUCAUUUUCAUCAAAGCCAAAAAGAAAUACUACUAAUAUUGUAAUCAUGAUGGAGUAUGUUGAGAGCAAGAAUCAUUUCGUUCUUUGUUUAUACGUUGGGCACAUGAAUGAAUCAUGCUGAAUUUCUGUUAAAAAAAUAAUAUUGUAAUUAGCUUCAAUAUAUAAUUUUAUGGUUUAAAUAUGUAUAGAUACAAAGGAAAUAAACAAACAAAUAAAUAAGAUAAGGAUGCAAGUGCAACAGAUAUAUAUAUAUAUAUAUAUGUAUAUAUAAGUUUUGCAUAGUCAGAAAAGAUAUGAUAGUAUAAUUUUCCCUCUAAUUCCACAUGCUAAUGUAUAUCCGGACAGUGAUGAUGAUAAAUAAAGUAUACAAAAGAAACAAAAAGAGAGAAACAAAAUAUACAUGAUAACUUAUUUUUUGUGAUAUUUUGCAUGUAUAGACAAUUUAAAUGGCAUCCAUGUCCCAAUGUAUCCAAUGGGCAUCCUCACCAGCCCUGGCGAAAUACCGGUAAGUGCCUUCUCUUCAUCAGUCAAUUCCUUGCUGGUACUACUACAAGAGCAAGACAUCAGAGUCUCAUAGUAACCCGAGCUAAUCGCUGUGAACCCAAAUUGACUGUAGUUCUGAAAGUGGUGCAUCGGCCUGUUAGCCCUUUCUUCAGAUUCCAUGUCAAAGGAGAUCACCAAACCCAUAUUCCUUGUUGGCCAUGGACUUCAAUAGCUCGUCUUGAGGUUGAUCCUCAAGGCCCAGGUAGAUCACCCUGAGGCCCAGUUUCUUCAUUCUAGUGGCAUAAUC
This is a messenger RNA of Durio zibethinus, 853 nucleotides long. The record is from RefSeq and is a predicted model, not a curated record. NCBI's taxonomy places the organism in Eukaryota, Viridiplantae, Streptophyta, Magnoliopsida, Malvales, Malvaceae.